Messenger RNA from Balaenoptera musculus (blue whale), 1742 nucleotides. RefSeq names its product protein kinase cAMP-activated catalytic subunit alpha (gene PRKACA). The record is from RefSeq and is a predicted model, not a curated record. The transcript is spliced from 10 exons. Gene Ontology annotation, molecular function: cAMP-dependent protein kinase activity; ATP binding; protein kinase A regulatory subunit binding. Gene Ontology annotation, cellular component: nucleus; cAMP-dependent protein kinase complex. Bases 204 to 1259 code for a protein of 351 amino acids. Lineage: Eukaryota; Metazoa; Chordata; Mammalia; Artiodactyla; Balaenopteridae. Gene Ontology annotation, biological process: peptidyl-serine phosphorylation.
GCGGACUUGGGCUGAGGUUCCCGGGCGGGCGGGCGCGGAGAGACGCGGGAAGCAGGGGCUGGGCGGGGGUCGCGGCGCCGCAGCCAGCGCAGCCAACCCGAGGGGCCGCCGCCGCCGCCGCCCAGCGCGCUCCGGGGCCGCGGGCCGCCUCCAGCACCCGCCGCGCCGCAGCUCCGGGACCGGCCCCGGCCGCCGCCGCCGCGAUGGGCAACGCCGCCGCGGCCAAGAAGGGCAGCGAGCAGGAGAGCGUGAAAGAGUUCUUAGCCAAAGCCAAAGAAGAUUUUCUUAAAAAAUGGGAAAAUCCUGCUCAGAAUACAGCCCAUUUGGAUCAGUUUGAACGAAUCAAGACCCUCGGCACGGGCUCCUUCGGGCGGGUGAUGCUGGUGAAGCACAAGGAAUCCGGGAACCACUUUGCCAUGAAGAUCCUCGACAAACAGAAGGUGGUAAAGCUGAAACAGAUUGAGCACACCCUGAACGAAAAGCGCAUCCUGCAAGCGGUCAACUUUCCCUUCCUUGUCAAACUCGAGUUCUCCUUCAAGGACAACUCAAAUUUAUACAUGAUCAUGGAGUACGUGCCUGGUGGGGAGAUGUUCUCACACCUGCGGCGGAUCGGGAGGUUCAGUGAGCCCCAUGCCCGCUUCUACGCAGCCCAGAUUGUCCUGACCUUCGAGUACCUGCACUCGCUCGAUCUCAUCUACCGGGACCUGAAGCCGGAGAACCUCCUCAUCGACCAGCAGGGCUACAUUCAGGUGACAGACUUCGGUUUCGCCAAGCGUGUGAAAGGCCGCACCUGGACCUUGUGCGGCACCCCCGAGUACCUGGCCCCCGAGAUCAUCCUGAGUAAAGGCUACAACAAAGCUGUGGACUGGUGGGCCCUGGGGGUUCUCAUCUAUGAGAUGGCCGCUGGCUACCCGCCCUUCUUCGCUGACCAGCCCAUCCAGAUCUAUGAGAAGAUUGUCUCUGGGAAGGUGCGGUUCCCGUCCCACUUCAGCUCCGACCUGAAGGAUCUGCUGCGGAACCUCCUGCAGGUGGACCUCACCAAACGCUUUGGGAACCUCAAGAAUGGGGUCAAUGAUAUCAAGAACCACAAGUGGUUUGCCACGACUGACUGGAUCGCCAUCUACCAGAGGAAGGUGGAAGCUCCCUUCAUACCAAAGUUUAAAGGCCCUGGGGACACGAGUAACUUUGAUGACUAUGAGGAGGAAGAGAUCCGAGUCUCCAUCAAUGAGAAGUGUGGCAAGGAGUUUUCUGAGUUUUAGGGGUGUGCCUGUGCCCCCAUGGGUUUUCUUUCUUUGUUUCUUUUUUUUUUUUUUUUUUUGUGGUGGGUGGGAGGGUUGGAUUGAACAGCCAGAGGGCCCCAGAGUUCCUUGCAUCUAAUUUCACCCGCCCCCACCCCACCCUCCAGGGUAGGGGGAGCAGGAAGCCCAGAUAUUUGGAGGGAAACACCAGCUGCUCCCCCUCACCCCCUUCUCCCUCCUGCCCCCCCACCCCCCCUACCGCUUUUGCCUCCCUCCUCCCCCACAGCCCCCAACCCUAGCCCACUUCUGCCUGUUUUAAACGAGUUUCUCAGUUCUUCCCUUCUUCAGGUCAGACCAGGUCUUGCGGGUGUGUUAGGGACAGGGUGUGGAAAGAGGGGCCCAAACUUAACUCCAGCCACCUGCCCCCCCCCCCAAAAAAAAAAAACCACAGGCACCACUCUCUAAGGGCGAAUGAAUGAAAGGCUAACCUUCCCUUCAGAGCAA